AUGUCUUCGCCUUGGUUGUGGAAGCCUGGUCACCCAUUCAUUGACCUGGAGCAGCCCCACACUUCGCGUGUCUGGCAUCGCGCUAUAUGGCCAGGCGAACUCACUCUCGCGAUCGGGAAGAUCGUCAAUCCGGGGUUAAUGGACAUCCUUAUCUCCUGUAUUAUCAACCCAUCAAUGUCUUCCCGGAUUACUGCUGAAGCUGAACGACGCGCGACUCGUAGGCUACGGUGGCAGCACCCGGCGAUCGCUCUCAAUGUCACGUUUCCACCUAUGACGGGCUUGGAGGAUUUCAAACCCUUCGAAGGAACGUUCACAUACGAAGCUCCCAUAACGGAGGAAGACGUAAACAACUGGCUAGGAGAAGUCGUUCACGACGGUAUGGAGUAUGCUGCACGUGGUAGCGUGCGGGAGGUGAUAGAAACAGUGAGAGAAAGGGUAGGUGCAGUGGACAAAACCCGGUCCAAAUGGCUGCUCGAGGUGUAUUAUAUACAUCCCGAGAAUGCAGUGGAGCACGCUGUGGUUCUGCAUGUCUCCCAUGUCCUAUUCGACGGUAUCGGCGCUUUCCAGGUUCUUACCCUGUGGCUGCAUCAACUCGCUUAUGUUCUCAGCCACGAGGACGAGGUUCUCCAUUGGGGGGAGGAACACGAUCGGCUUCCUCCGGCGAUGCCUGAUAGGAUGGCGAUACCGUGGACGCCAGAGCCAGUUCCCGCGGACCAUAUCAUGGUACAGAAGAUUGUCAGUGCAUUGAAACGCCCCCCACCCAAUGUGAAACUCCCCGUGCUCAACCCAGAUGCUCAGCCAUCGCUCAGUGGCCAUCUAACGAAGACGUUCCCCCCAGAGUUCGCGGAGAAGAUCCGACUCGCCGCUCGCGCACAUGGGUGCAGCAUCCUCAGCACAGUCUUCGCAGCGAACUACCUUACCCUCCUGCAUCUGCUUCCCCGCAAGCAGAUUCCUGAUGAAGAACUCUUCGUUCACAUCUACCCUGCUGGAGCCGACCUCCGCAGCCGAUACCUUCUCGGCGGCCCAGAAAGGCAAAAGGACGUCCAGAACUGGGAGAUCGGUCUCACCCUCGGCGGGAACGUCAUCGGCGCAUAUCAUCUUGAGCGUUUUCUGGACUCGAACAAGUUGAAGGACGUGUGGACAGUCGCCAGAGAAGUGCAGGCCCAGAUGCUGGAGCAGCAGCCGUAUCAAGCUACUGCGGCACAGUGGGUUCCAGCUAUCAUCGCUGCGAUGAUCCAUAAGCACGCGACGGAUUUUGAGCCGGAGAGUCCAGACCAUCGGUCUGUGAACGUCUCCUCCCUGGGACUGGUCGAUCAGCACCUAUCGAAGACCUAUGGCCCUUCCUCCUCACCCGUAUUUACGAUCUCCGAGCCACUCAUGUCCUCUAUCGGACCCACUCUCACUCCGGACGGCGUUGGCGUGCUCCUCGCCCCAUACACAUGGGACGGUAUCUUCAGACUCUCCUUCAACUACGCCACGGCGUAUAUGGGCACAGAGAAGGAGCAGACUGAGGCGGAGAAGGAGGGAAAGGUCACCCUCAGAAGGUAUGUGGAAGAGUUGGUGAGGUUGUUGGAACGGCUCGCGGAAGAUCGGGUGCCGGAGAUGCCUAAGCCAAAACUUUAG
Dacryopinax primogenitus is the source of this 1623-nucleotide messenger RNA. RefSeq lists its product as uncharacterized. Lineage: Eukaryota; Fungi; Basidiomycota; Dacrymycetes; Dacrymycetales; Dacrymycetaceae. Bases 1 to 1623 code for a protein of 540 amino acids. The record is from RefSeq and is a predicted model, not a curated record. The transcript has 3 exons.